Sceloporus undulatus (fence lizard) is the source of this 3645-nucleotide messenger RNA. RefSeq names its product G protein-coupled receptor kinase 5-like. The transcript is spliced from 17 exons. Gene Ontology annotation, cellular component: cytoplasm. Gene Ontology annotation, molecular function: G protein-coupled receptor kinase activity; ATP binding. Lineage: Eukaryota; Metazoa; Chordata; Lepidosauria; Squamata; Phrynosomatidae. Gene Ontology annotation, biological process: protein phosphorylation; signal transduction; regulation of signal transduction. The record is from RefSeq and is a predicted model, not a curated record. Bases 791 to 2626 code for a protein of 611 amino acids.
UGGAACGUUUGGGGUGCCAACGUUCGGUGGCUGCUGCUGGAGCCAAAAGGGAUCCAAAGGGAUCCAAAGAGAAUCCAGAGAGAUUCUGAUUAAUUUUUUAUCUUCUUCUAUUUUUUCCCAUUGACGAUCCAAGGAAAGGGAUGAGCUUCUGAGACCUUCUGCUUUGUCUAUCCUUGGAAGACUGGAAUUGCUGAAUUAUUUCCUCCCCAGACCAAAGAGAAACUCCCAUUUGGGGGCAUGGUUUGCUGGGGAAGGGGAUCCAAGGUGGGGCUGAUCCCCUGUAGGAUCCCCUAAAGAUCCCCUCCAGCAGCAGCCCCCCCAAGAAACUCCUUUUGCAAGGGCUGCCUUCCUCAAAGGAGGGUCCUUCCCCAUAGAUUGCAUUGCAGGGCUGCCUGCCUCUCUGCUCCCCCCAUAAAAGUGGGUUUCUGGGGGGAGAGAAAGUCUUGCCCAUAUCCACCCCAAUUUCUUUGAUUUGGGCCAGAGGUGGGUCUGGAGAGCUCUUGGACCCUGAGCCUGGUGGACUCUUGUUGUUAUUAUUUAUUUUUGGAGGGGAGUCUCUUUUUAUUGUAAAAGAAAGAAAAGUCUUUUUUUAUUAUUAUCCCCCCCCCAAAAAAGUCUCUUUUUGAUUUUGGAAAAAAAGGGGGGAUGGGGGAAACAAGCCCCCCUUGAAGAGGAUCGGGAAGAAAAGGACUAAGACCACCUUCUCUCCAAGAUUUGAUAUCUAUACUGUAUAUCUGCUUUUCCCUUCUCCGUCUGGCCCCUGCCGCAGCAUCUUCCAAGCUGGAGCACUAUGGAGCUGGAGAACAUCGUGGCCAACACAGUCUUGCUGAAAGCCAGAGAAGGAGGUGGAGGGAAGCGGAAAGGGAGGAGUAAGAAAUGGAGAGAGAUCCUCAAGUUCCCACACAUCAGCCAAUGCGAUGACCUUCGGAAAAGUGUCGAACGGGACUACAAUAGUCUUUGUGACAAGCAACCCAUUGGUCGACUGCUCUUCCGUCAGUUCUGUGAGACCCGGCUAGACCUCCUACGGUGCAUCCAUUUCCUGGACGCUGUGGCAGAAUAUGAGCUUUCCCCAGAUGAGAAGCGCAAGGAAAUGGGAGAAGACAUUAUCCGCCAGUUCUUCAACAGUGAGUCCCUGGGCUAUAUGGGAGAGAUCAGCCAGUCCCUCAUGACUCAGUGCACCGAGAACCUAGAGAGAAGCGCAUGCAAAGACCUCUUCAGCAGUUGCGUGCAACGCUUGCAUGAAUACUUGAGCGGAGCCCCGUUCACAAACUAUCAAGAUAGCAUGUAUUUUGACAGAUUCCUUCAGUGGAAAUACCUGGAAAGACAAUCAGUGACCAAAGACACCUUCAGGCAAUACCGGAUCCUUGGCAAAGGAGGCUUUGGAGAGGUUUGCGCAUGCCAGGUGCGAGCUACAGGGAAGAUGUAUGCCUGCAAGAAACUGGAGAAGAAGCGCAUCAAGAAACGGAAAGGGGAGGCCAUGGCACUGAAUGAGAAGCAGAUUCUGGAAAAAGUCAACAGCCGGUUUGUGGUCAGCUUAGCUUAUGCCUAUGAGACCAAGGAUGCCCUCUGUCUGGUACUCACCAUCAUGAACGGCGGUGACUUGAAGUUUCACAUCUACAACAUGGGCAACUCUGGCUUUGACAACGAGCGGGUCACCUUUUAUGCUGCAGAGAUCUGUUGUGGACUUGAGCACUUGCACCGGGAGGGUAUUGUGUACAGGGACUUGAAGCCUGAGAACAUUCUUCUGGAUGAUGAUGGUCAUAUCCGGAUCUCAGAUUUGGGGCUGGCCAUCAAGAUCGCAGAAGGGGACACCAUCCGUGGACGUGUAGGAACAGUUGGUUAUAUGGCUCCUGAAGUGAUUAACAACGAACGCUACUCCUUCAGUCCAGACUGGUGGGGUCUGGGCUGCCUCAUCUAUGAAAUGAUUGAGGGACAGUCACCUUUCCGUGCCCGAAAGGAACGGGUGAAGAGGGAAGAAGUGGAGAAGCGAGUCCAGGAGGAGCAGGAACAAUACUCAGACAAGUUCUCAGAAGACACCAAGGCCAUCUGCAAGGCGCUCCUGACCAAAGAUCCCAAGCAGCGACUUGGAAGCAAAGUAGAUGGUGCUGUUCAAGUGAAGCUACAUCCGUUCUUCAAGACCAUCAACUUCAAGCGUCUGGAAGCUGGGAUCAUGAAACCCAUAUUUGUGCCAGAUCCCCGAGCCGUGUACUGCAAAGAUGUGUUGGACAUUGAACAAUUCUCCACUGUGAAGGGUGUCAACUUAGACCAAACUGACAAUGACUUCUAUGCCAAAUUUGCAACAGGCAGUGUUCCCAUUCCUUGGCAGAAUGAGAUGAUUGAGACCGAAUGCUUUAAAGAUCUCAAUGUUUUUGGACCAAAUGGCACCCGAUCUCCAGACCUGGACUGGAAGCAGCUUCCUGAUCCCCCCCCAAGCGUAGCCUACUCCAGAGGCUUUUCCGACGUAAUCCCAGUGACUUCACCAUCAGCACCAAUGCACACUCCAAUCUGCCAACAGCUCCCUCGCCAGCUCGGCCCACAGCACAGGCUCCCUCCUGACCCCACCUCCCCUUGCUUGGAGGUCCCCUGGAGCCACCACUGGUCUUUCACCUUCUCAGGGUUGCCUUAGGCCCGAUGCUGAAGCAGGGAUGCUACUGUCCUGCACUGGGCUCUGCUACAGCGAGGAGAUCAGGGGGACAGAAACAGCCUGCAGUUCUUCAGGACAGACAGGGCAGCCAGUGACCUGAGAACUCUAGCAACCUCCUGGUGCUGACAUGGAUCACAGGUGCCAUCUGGACUCUCAGUGAUUCAGUUUACCCAGAGCCAGUCCUACAGCUCUUUGUGAGAAUCUUCCUUCUUGUUUUUCUACACUUAGACGACACAGUGAACCUCCACCCCUUCACACAGCCCAGCAGCAGACUUUAACGUGAGUGGCUGGGAAAAGGUGCUUCGGAGGGGAGCGUUGUCCUCUUCCUUGGAGGUGGCUCAGAGGUAGUGACUGAAGGCCAAUAUGUUGUGGAGGAGCAGAGAGAAGAGAGAUCAGUUCCGUGAAAAGGGGUCUUGGAGACUGAAGAUGCCCUGCAGUUGCUGUGGCUUUUUUGUGUCGAGCUCAAGACUGAGUGCCAAGCUGAUCACACUUAUAAAUGUGUGCAUGCAUGGACAAAUGUGUGCGUAUUAAACUAUUACCCCUGUUGGUUCGUUCAGGGUUUUUUCAGGAAUCCCUCUCCUCACAGUCUUGGAACAGUUUUACAGCCUGGGCCCCAAGGAUCAAAGCAAUGAAGGGCCCCAGGGCUAUUCCGAGCCCAGAGCAAUGGAGGACCAAGCUGGACAGAAGGAGUUCCCCAGCUUCUUUAGAGGCUCCAGGUGGGAAGCCUGACUAAAGUGGAUCAGCUUUAGGGGGGAUGAAGGAGACAGAACGCUGAGAGGUGGGAUGUUGGAGGAUUUGGUUCAGACUGCAUGUAGAAGUGAAGUGACUUGAGUCAUACCUCCCAGACUCAGGGGUGGAUUGGAUAACAGAUAAGCCCAGGAUUCUGCCUCUCUCUAAAUGUUUCAGUGCAGGUUCUCAGCUUUAAAUGGACCAAAAAUACAUAUAAAUAUUUUGUAAUAAAAGGCCUAUAAAAUACAUACAAAUGUAGGAAUUCUUUUUUU